UGGAACAAAAGUUCUUUAAUGGCAAACACCAUCCAAAAUAAACCCACCCACUGGUCCAUUCUUGCUCCCAAAAGCAACCCAAUAAUAUUCUUAUACCAACUAAUCCCUAUUUGUCACUCCCUUUCUUUUCCACACCUUUCACUAGUACCCAUGCACUGCUCAACAAAACACACAAAACAUAUUAUAACAUGGUAAUAUAGUUAGAUAUCUUCCACACCCACUGGCCUCUGGGGUCUAUAGCUGUCCCUCUUUGUUCGUCCGUCCGUCCGUCUGUGAGUUCCAAUGGAGAUUUCCGUGUUCAUGUACUUCAACCUUGUCUUCUCUUUGAUGUUGGUCGCUGCUGUUUUGGCAGUUGAUCCCUAUUCUGAGGCAUUAUUGAGCUUAAAAUCUGAGCUUGUAGAUGAAACCAAUAGUUUGAGUGAUUGGAAUGUGCCUUCUGGAGUGAACCCAUCUGAGAAAAUCUAUGCUUGUUCUUGGCCUGGUGUCACUUGUGACAAGAACUCAACUGUGAUCAUUGGUUUGGACCUCUCCAUGAAGAAUCUUGGUGGUGUCAUGUCAGGAAAGCAACUCAAUCUCUUCACAGAUCUUAUGGAUCUCAACAUCAGUUACAAUUCAAUCUCUGGGAAUCUUCCUGUUGGGAUCUUCAAUCUCACCAGUUUAAGAGGCCUAGAUAUCAGCAGAAACAAUUUUUCUGGCCACUUUCCUGGUGGAAUCUCCACCCUUCAACAAUUGCUUGUGUUGGAUGCCUUCAGUAACAGCUUCUCAGGCCCCUUGCCGGCCGAGAUUUCGCAGCUUCAAUCACUCAAAACACUCAAUUUAGCUGGGAGUUACUUCAGUGGACCAAUUCCAUCAGAAUAUGGUUCAUUCAAGAGCCUUGAAUUCAUUCAUCUAGCAGGCAAUUUUCUCAGUGGCAGCAUACCACCUGAAUUGGGCAAUCUCAAAACAGUGACACACAUGGAGAUUGGCUACAACACAUACCAAGGAAGCAUUCCAUGGCAAUUGGGUAACAUGAGUGAGCUUCAGUAUCUUGAUAUUGCUGGUGCAAACCUCUCUGGUUCAAUCCCAAAGUCACUCAGCAAUCUCACCAAGCUUCACUCACUUUUUCUCUUCAGAAACCAGCUCACUGGAUUGAUUCCCUGGGAGUUCAGCAAAAUCACACCUCUCACAAGCUUGGAUCUUUCUGAUAACCAAAUCUCUGGGCCUAUUCCUCAGAGCUUUUCAGAGCUGAAGAGUCUUGAACUGCUCAGUCUCAUGUACAAUGACAUGAAUGGCACUGUUCCUGAAGGCAUAGCAGAACUUCCAUCACUUGAAUCACUCUUCAUAUGGAACAAUUUCUUCACUGGCUCACUUCCAGAGAGCUUGGGGAGGCACUCAAAGCUCAAAUGGUUGGAUGUUUCAACAAACAAUUUCAUUGGUGGCAUUCCACCAGACAUAUGUGCAGGAGGGGUACUCUACAAAUUGAUUCUCUUCUCAAAUAAUUUUACUGGUGGGCUCUCUCCAUCUCUCUCCAAUUGUUCUUCUCUUGUUCGCCUCCGAAUCGAAGACAAUUCAUUUUCGGGUGAGAUUUCUUUGAAAUUUAGUCAACUCUUAGAUCUCACAUAUGUUGACCUGUCUAGAAAUAGGUUCACUGGUGGGAUUCCAAAUGAUAUAUCUCAAGCUUUUAAGCUUCAGUACUUCAAUGUGUCUAAUAAUCCAGAACUUGGAGGCACAAUCCCAGCAAAAACAUGGACUAUACCAUUACUUCAGAACUUCUCUGCCUCUUCUUGUAGUAUCUCAGAUAAUCUUCCUCCAUUCCAAUUCUGUGAAUUGAUCUCUGUGAUUGAAUUGAGCACGAACAAAUUAUCUGGAACUGUCCCAGAAAGCAUUUCCAAUUGUCAGGCUCUUGAGAGGAUUUAUUUAGCUCACAAUAAUUUAACAGGUCAUAUACCUGGAGAGCUUGCAGGCCUGCCUGCUCUUAGUGUAGUGGACCUUUCACACAACAAUUUCAGCGGCUCAAUACCGGUGAACUUCGGUAAUUCCUCAAGCCUAGUACUUCUAAAUGUGUCUUUCAAUGAUAUCUCUGGUUCAAUUCCUUCUGAAAAGACUUUUAGGAUAAUGGGUAGCAGUGCAUUUUCUGGAAAUCCUAAGUUAUGUGGAGUGCCUCUGCAACACUGUCCUAACUCCAAGGAGAUUCGAAAUGAAUUUGAUUUGGGAAGCAAAAGGACACAGAAGCUAGCAUGGGUUCUCAUACUAUGUGCAGCUGUGGUUUUGUUCAUCACAUGUUCAGCAUUUGGGAUUUUUUACUUCAGAAGGGAAAGUAAAGGCAAAUGGGAAAUGGUUUCUUUUAUUGGACUUCCUCAAUUUACUGCAAAUGAUGUUUUGAGAAGCCUCAAUUCAUUAGAAGUAGAGACAGUGCCACCAUUAUCAGGUUCAGUUUGCAAGGCUGUCAUGCCCACAGGAAUAACAGUUUCAGUGAAGAGGAUCGAAUGGGAUGCAAAGAAAUUGAAGAUUAUGUCGGAAUUCAUAAACCGGAUUGGGAAUGUGAGGCACAAGAAUCUGAUUAGAUUGCUGGGAUUUUGCUACAACAAGAAUCAGGCUUAUCUGCUGUAUGAUUACUUGCCUAAUGGAAAUUUGACUGAGAAGAUUAGAAUGAAGAGAGAUUGGGCAGCCAAGAAUAAGAUUGUGAUUGGAAUUGCAAGAGGACUCUGUUUCCUUCAUCAUGAUUGUUAUCCUGCAAUUUCCCAUGGAGAUUUAAAGACAAGUAGCAUCAUGUUCGACGAAAAUAUGGAACCCCAUUUGGCCGAAUAUGGGUUCAGAUUUCUCCAACAAAGGAAUAAAGUUCCAUUUCCAGCAAAAACAGGUGAAGUUAGCACUGCCAUAAAAGAGGAACUCUGCAUGGAUAUAUACAACUUUGGGGAGGUCAUACUUGAAAUCUUAACAAAUGGUAGGCUGACAAAUGCUGGAGAGAGUGUGCAGAGUAAACCAAGGGAGGUUGUUCUUAGAGAGAUUUACAAUGACAAUGAAGUUGGUUCUUCCAAUUCAUUCCAAGAGGAGAUAAAACAGGUUAUUGAUGUUGCUUUGCUCUGCACUAGAAGACGGUCCUCUGAUAGGCCAUCCAUGGAAGAAGCAUUGAAGCUUCUAUUGGGGCCAAAGCCACAAAAGAAAUAACACAACUUUUGAAGCAGGACCAUCAACAGAGAGAGAGAGAGAGAGAGAGAGAGAGAGAGAGAGAUAUAUAUAUAUAUAUAUAACAGGUAGCUUAGCUGAUAAGAGUGUCUGUUUGUGUUUCAUUUGGUUUAUAGCUUGUUUCUGUCAUAAUCAAAAGAACUGUGUUGAUGUAUAAUAGUGGCCUGUAUGUUUGUGUAUUCUUAAAGCAUCUUGUGGAAGAUCAAUAUUUAACUACUUUAUUCAUUUUGACA
Cornus florida is the source of this 3398-nucleotide messenger RNA. RefSeq names its product leucine-rich repeat receptor-like protein kinase TDR. NCBI's taxonomy places the organism in Eukaryota, Viridiplantae, Streptophyta, Magnoliopsida, Cornales, Cornaceae. The record is from RefSeq and is a predicted model, not a curated record. Gene Ontology annotation, molecular function: ATP binding; protein kinase activity; protein binding. Gene Ontology annotation, biological process: protein phosphorylation. Bases 283 to 3147 code for a protein of 954 amino acids. The transcript is spliced from 2 exons.